This is a messenger RNA of Contarinia nasturtii (swede midge), 3497 nucleotides long. It is a transcript of the gene ClC-c, whose product is annotated as H(+)/Cl(-) exchange transporter 5. Gene Ontology annotation, cellular component: membrane; Golgi apparatus; synaptic vesicle. Lineage: Eukaryota; Metazoa; Arthropoda; Insecta; Diptera; Cecidomyiidae. The transcript has 16 exons. Gene Ontology annotation, biological process: chloride transport; transmembrane transport. The coding region runs from base 603 to 3185 and encodes 860 amino acids. Gene Ontology annotation, molecular function: voltage-gated chloride channel activity. The record is from RefSeq and is a predicted model, not a curated record.
UAAAUCCCAUCAUUGUAACCAUUUUUCUUCGUAUCUUUGUUUUUUAUGUCUUGUUAUUGUCAUUGAAAGUGCUUCAUUUUUAUCUAAUCAUAGUGAAAAUUGUGAGACAAGCGACUCAAAUUGUUCGCUCGAAUAUUGAUUGUUAAAGAAGAAAACGAAAUAUUAUAACUGCAUUGUGAGAAAUUGUGAAAGAGAGAGCAAAAGCGAACAAGCAAACGACAUUCGUCAAAUGCAUUUCAUCAAUGAAAAUUGUUGAUUUUACGUACAAAAAAAAACACACGAUAAAGUUUGAUCUAUGAAAUGCAACCAUCACCAUAAUCAUAUCAUCACCAUCAUCAACGCGCUUAAAUGAAAUUAAUUAAAUCAAACAGGGAAAACGAAGAAAGAUCAGAAAAGGGUAUAAAUGUGUAUUGUGGCGGUGUGACACCAAGACAUUCCUUUUGAUGAACGAUUUUCUACAACAGCAACACAAAAAGUAGACAAUUUCAAUACUCACAUCGCCCGAUUGCGCUUGCACAAGACUGGCUAAAAUAAAGGCCCGAAUACAGAUAGAGAGGGCGGGUGUAGUUUGUAAUUUGCUAAGCUGCCGGUUUAGAUAAAAAAUGGAAAAAUAUCCAUUGAAAGGCACUAACAAGUCAAUAGCUUUGCAAUCAUUGGUUGGCAGUUCAAAUAAAAAUUCGAUUGGAAGCAGUAGUAGCGGGAAUAGCAGUACUGGUGUCACAUAUCAGUCAGUUAGCAAGAAGGCAUUAAACGGGAAUCGCAAACUUCAAAAUACAACAUCAUUAUCAAUACCGUCCGUGGAUGAUGACAUGAUCGAUAUCACGCCACGUAAUCAAAACUAUUCGUCAGCAAUGGGAACAAAUUAUGAACGACAAGAUAAUUCACCGAUACAUCAUAGUAGCUCAUACACACGUGACCGGGAACUUAACGAUGCCGAAGGUAGCAUAUUAUUUUAUGGCAGUAGUGGAGAUGGUGAUGAUAUUCCAGGGAUUGGGCAAUAUGAAGAUUUUCACACAAUCGAUUGGCAGCGUGAUAUAGCACGCGAUCGUAUGCGACAUCGAUACAUAGUAAAAAAGAUUCAAGAUUCUGUAUGGGAUUUUUUGAAGGGUGCACAUGAUGCAUGGUCGGGAUGGGUGUGUGUACUUCUCGUUGGUAUAUUUUCAGGCUGUGUAGCUGGUAUAAUUGACAUUGGCGCAAGUUGGAUGACAGAUUUAAAAUUAGGUAUUUGUCCGCAAGCAUUUUGGUUAAAUCGCGAACAAUGUUGUUGGUCAUCAAACGAAACAACAUUCGACAGUGGAAAUUGCUCACAGUGGUACACAUGGUCUGAAGUGAUGGGAAGCUCACGGGAGGGAGUAGGUGCUUAUAUAAUUUCAUAUAUUUUCUAUACAAUGUGGGCGUUAUUCUUUGCGUUUUUAAGUGCGUCACUCGUACGAAUGUUUGCACCAUAUGCAUGCGGUUCGGGUAUACCUGAAAUUAAAACAAUUCUAUCCGGCUUCAUUAUUCGAAGUUACUUAGGAAAGUGGACGUUAAUCAUUAAGUCGGUCGGUCUGAUGUUAUCAGUAUCGGCUGGUUUAUGUUUGGGAAAAGAAGGCCCAAUGGUUCAUAUCGCUAGUUGUAUUGGCAAUAUUUUAUCAUAUCUAUUUCCGAAAUAUGGACGUAAUGAAGCAAAAAAACGUGAAAUUUUAUCAGCCGCUGCUGCCGCCGGUGUAUCAGUCGCUUUUGGCGCACCAAUCGGUGGUGUUUUGUUUAGUUUGGAAGAAGUUUCCUAUUAUUUCCCAAUGAAAACAUUAUGGAGAUCAUUCUUUUGUGCGCUUAUUGCCGCUUUCGUUUUACGAUCAAUCAAUCCAUUUGGUAAUGAGCACACCGUCUUAUUCUUUGUUGAAUAUCAUAAACCGUGGAUCUUUUUCGAAUUGGUGCCGUUUGUGGCACUUGGCAUCAUGGGCGGUGUCGUUGGAUCAAUUUUCAUAAGAGCAAAUUUGUACUGGUGCCGUUAUCGUAAAUCAAGCAGACUUGGCCAAUAUCCAGUCACUGAAGUUGUUGUCAUCACACUCAUUACCGCAAUCAUUUCAUAUCCAAAUCCAUAUACACGAAUCAAUAUGCCACAAUUGAUUUUACUGCUAUUCAGCCAAUGUGGCAUUUCAAACAGCGAUCCUCUGUGUGAUUAUAAUCGAAAUUUCACCGAUGUAAAUUCGGCUAUUGAAAUUGCCGCAGCCGGACCCGGUGUAUAUAAAGCAAUUUGGCUUCUAAUUUUAGCCUUUAUUGUCUAUCUUGUAUUGACAGUAUUCACAUUUGGCAUGAAAGUUCCUUGUGGUCUUUUCAUUCCCUCGCUUACGCUUGGUGCUAUCAUCGGUAGAAUUGUUGGCAUUGGAAUGGAGCAAUUGGCGUAUAACUAUUCAAAGAUUUGGAUAUUCUCCGGUGAAUGUUCAACCGGAGAUGAUUGUAUAACACCUGGCCUGUAUGCGAUGGUUGGAGCGGCCGCUGUCCUUGGCGGUGUCACUCGAAUGACAAUUUCGCUGAUUGUCAUCAUGUUUGAAUUAACUGGAGGCGUGAACUAUAUCGUACCAUUGAUGGCAGCUGCAAUGGCAUCAAAAUGGGUUGGCGAUGCUCUUGGGCGUGAGGGUAUAUAUGAUGCACAUAUUGCUUUGAACGGUUAUCCAUUUUUGGGUAAAGAAGAAUUUGCUCACACCACACUUGCGGCUGAUGUUAUGCAACCAAAGCGAAAUGAGACAUUGUCAGUGAUUACGCAAGAUUCAAUGACGGUCGAUGAUAUCGUAAAUCUACUAAAGGAAACUGAACAUAAUGGGUAUCCAGUUGUUGUGUCAAAAGAGAGCCAAUAUUUAGUGGGAUUUGUUUUAAGACGAGAUCUCAAUUUGGCAAUCGCGAAUGCAAAACGUUUUAUCGAUGGAAUCACGGGCCAAUCGAUCGUUUUGUUUACAUCAAUGGCACCCGUACAAAAUCUCGGUCCACCACCAUUGAACUUGAAGAAAAUCCUAGAUAUGGCACCAAUCACAGUGACCGAUCAAACACCCAUGGAAACUGUUGUAGAUAUGUUCAGAAAAUUAGGUUUACGCCAAACAUUGGUCACACACAACGGACGAUUACUCGGUGUCAUAACAAAGAAGGAUGUACUACGACACGUUAAGCAAAUGGACAAUGAGGAUCCAAAUACGGUGUUAUUCAAUUAAAAGGAAAAACAAACAGUGAUGACAAAGAUGUGUGUAUAUGCGUGUAUAAAACUGAUACUGUGUGUGAAUUUUGUGAAAUUGCAAUUGAUUGUCAAAAGAUGAAAGAACGACGACGAGUAUAUGUAUAACUUUAGUUAAAUUAGGUAAGCUAUUAUUGCAUGUAAAAAAAACAGAUAUGUAUUUGAACACACUCAUGUAAUUUAAAUGAAUUAAUUUAAAAAUUGUAUAAUUUUGUUUUUAAAUUCAAACAAUUAUUUUAUUAAAUAAAGAGAAAUUGUAAAGACAUAAUGGGAGCUGAAAAUGACGUUUUUA